Molecule: messenger RNA, 1233 nt
Organism: Brienomyrus brachyistius
Lineage: Eukaryota; Metazoa; Chordata; Actinopteri; Osteoglossiformes; Mormyridae
Gene: fam50a
Product: family with sequence similarity 50 member A
Exons: 13
Coding region: 104-1099 (331 amino acids)
Biological process (GO): chromatin organization
Cellular component (GO): nucleus
Source: RefSeq, a predicted model, not a curated record
UGAGGUAUUUCGAGCGACAGAAUCCUUACGGACUGAACCUUACGGACUGAAAGCAAUACUUAAAAAUUAUUAUACCUUAAGUCUCGUUUAUUUAAGAAUAAAUAUGGCACAGUAUAAGGGAGCCGCCAGCGAAGCUGGGAGGGCUAUGCAGCUCAUGAAAAAGCGUGAAAAGGAACGGGAACAACUGGAACAGCUAAAGCAGAAAAUAGCGGAGGACAAUAUGGUGAAGUCCAAUAUUGACAAGAAGUUCUCUGCCCACUAUGAUGCUGUGGAGGCUGAGCUGAAGUCUAGCACUGUAGGCCUGGUGACUCUGAACGACAUGAAGGCCAAGCAGGAAGCGCUGGUUAAGGAGAGGGAGAAGCAACUGGCCAAGAAAGAGCAGUCCAAGGAGCUUCAGCUGAAGCUAGAGAAGCAGAAGGAAAAGAAGAGGAAGGAAGAGCAGAAGCGGAAGAUCGCCAGCUUGUCUUUUAACCCAGAAGACGAAGAAGAUGAGGACGAUGAUGACGACGAAGAGGCUGAAUUUCUCUCCAUGAAGAAAAAGAAGUUGGGAAAAAACCCUGAUGUGGACACCAGCUUCCUGCCUGACAGAGACAGAGAGGAGGAAGAGAAUCGACUCCGGGAAGAGCUCAGGCAGGAAUGGGAGCGUAAGCAGGAGAAAAUCAAGAGCGAGGAGAUUGAGAUCACUUUCAGCUACUGGGAUGGUUCUGGUCAUCGCCGGACUGUGAAGAUGAAGAAGGGCAACACCAUGCAGCAGUUUCUACAAAAAGCUCUGGAGGUGCUUAGGAAGGAUUUUAGCGAGCUGAGAUCGGCCGGUGUGGAGCAGCUGAUGUACAUCAAGGAGGAUCUCAUCAUUCCACAUCAUCACAGCUUCUACGACUUCAUUGUGACGAAAGCCAGGGGCAAAAGCGGGCCACUGUUUAACUUUGAUGUUCAUGAUGACGUACGGCUGGUGAGCGAUGCCACCGUGGAGAAGGAUGAGUCUCAUGCAGGAAAAGUUGUGCUCAGAAGCUGGUAUGAAAAGAACAAACACAUCUUUCCAGCCAGUCGCUGGGAACCAUAUGACCCCGAGAAGAAAUGGGACAAGUACACAAUCCGGUGAAGAAUCUCUGCAUCCCAACCCGGAGGUGUAUUAUCCUUGUUUUCCUUUUGUACUUUUAACUGCUGUCUUAAUGCAUUUUCUUCUAAACAAUUGUAAAUAUGAAAAUGGAAAUUAAACUGAAGGUUUGACAUGCA